UAAUAUAUAUACCUCCUCUCUCUCUCUCUCUCUCUCUCUCACACACACACAACACAACACAUCUAGAGCCAUGAGACAGGCUGGAACCUACUCAGCUAUCCUCAUGGGUGGAAUAGCCGGGAGGACCGGCCCCCACUCGCUCCCACUGGCAAGGAUAAAGAAGAUCAUGAAGAGGUCGGGUGAUGAUGUGAAGAUGAUAUCCGGGGAGGCGCCCAUCGUGUUCUCGAAGGCAUGCGAGCUCUUCAUCGAGGAGCUGACGCAGAGGGCAUGGAUGGUGACCCUGCAAGGCAAGAGGAGGACUCUCCACAAGGAGGAUGUUGCGGCUGCUGUUAUGGCCACCGAUAUCUUCGACUUCCUCAUCCAGAUGGUGUCUGAUUCUAAUGGUGGUCAGAUGGCUCCAGCUGCAAAGUCUGACAGCAUGGUGGUGGAAAGAUAGGUGAAAGAAAUGAGAGGAUGCUCUUUGGAUUUGUUUAUCAGGUUUAUUUGCAACUCCUGGGCAUUAUAUUUUGACUGUAACUAAGUGCAGACUAUAAAUGGGCUCAAUAUAAAUUUGAAAUCUUUCAGUAAUCUUCCUUCCUAGGCUAUAUAUAUAUACCGACAAAUCCUACGAGAACUUCCCAAACAUGCUCUUUGUAUGAGAAACUUAGUUGGGGAGAAAUAGUAAUAGAGAAUUUUCUGACACAAUUCAUACGAUAGAAAGUCUUUUGAUCCCGCGCGUAAUUGCAGAACUGGCCAUGUUAGUCUUGUACUACUCUCGUUCAGGUGUAAUUAAAUCAGCUUGAAUGGUGUCUAGCCCAUGGCACACC
Elaeis guineensis (African oil palm) is the source of this 806-nucleotide messenger RNA. RefSeq names its product nuclear transcription factor Y subunit C-2. Gene Ontology annotation, biological process: regulation of transcription by RNA polymerase II. The record is from RefSeq and is a predicted model, not a curated record. Gene Ontology annotation, cellular component: nucleus. Gene Ontology annotation, molecular function: DNA-binding transcription factor activity, RNA polymerase II-specific; protein heterodimerization activity; RNA polymerase II cis-regulatory region sequence-specific DNA binding. NCBI's taxonomy places the organism in Eukaryota, Viridiplantae, Streptophyta, Magnoliopsida, Arecales, Arecaceae.